Messenger RNA from Hibiscus syriacus, 339 nucleotides. Its product is annotated as auxin-responsive protein SAUR50-like. Gene Ontology annotation, biological process: response to auxin. The record is from RefSeq and is a predicted model, not a curated record. Lineage: Eukaryota; Viridiplantae; Streptophyta; Magnoliopsida; Malvales; Malvaceae. Bases 1 to 339 code for a protein of 112 amino acids. The transcript has a single exon.
AUGCGCCAUGCAGGCCUUAUGAUGUUUAAACUUCUAACCAAAAAGCUGUUAAGUUUCGUCUCGGUCUUACCAUCACCAAGGAUGGAUCACAAUGUUUCCGAGUUCGAUGAAGAUUUAAAAGAACCAACUAUGAUCCCAAAAGAUGUGAAGGAAGGGUAUUUUGCAGUUAUUUCUGUCAAAGGUGGAGAAAAAAGGAGGUUUAUCUUGGACUUGAGGUAUCUGAGAAAGCCAGAAUUCGUGGAGCUGUUAGAGAAGGCUAAAAAAGAAUAUGGAGUCCUUAUCCUCCCUUGUCAACCUGAAGAGUUGCAGAAGAUUUUAAAAGACAGCAAAACAUCUUGA